This is a messenger RNA of Oncorhynchus kisutch (coho salmon), 6827 nucleotides long. RefSeq names its product ankycorbin. Bases 589 to 3576 code for a protein of 995 amino acids. The transcript is spliced from 17 exons. The record is from RefSeq and is a predicted model, not a curated record. Gene Ontology annotation, molecular function: actin binding. Lineage: Eukaryota; Metazoa; Chordata; Actinopteri; Salmoniformes; Salmonidae.
AUAGGACAGGUGACCCUAGCCCCCCGGGACAUUGACUAUUGCAGCAUAGAUACUGAAGACUUAGAUGGGAGAGGUGGCCCUGUCCAAAGUGGACAGGGCCAACCAGCAAGGAUAUAACCCCACCCACUUUGCCAAAGUACAGCCCCCACACCACCAAUGGAAUAUCCACCAACUUACUACCCUGAGACAAGGCAGAGUAUAGCCCACAAAGAUCUCCGCAUGAGCCAAAACUGGACUGCAAGAUCACGUCAGUGACUCGACACACAAGUCGGGUAUAGUGAGAAAGCCUGGCACAACAUAAUGCGCCCCUCCUUGGGACGGAACGGGAGAGCGCAAGCAAGCCAGUAACUCAGCCCCCGUAAUAGGGUCAGAGGCAGAGAAUCCCAGUGGAGAGAGGGGAGCCGACCAGGCAGAGACAGCAAGGGUGGUUCAUCAUGGAUAGGCAGACCAUUCCAUUUUUUUUUUGCUCUAUAGGAGAAAGCCCUGCCUCCAGCUGAUUGGACAUUCUAGGAACAAUAACGAGGCCUGCAUCUUGUGACCGUAGCAUACGUGUAGGCCCAUGAAUGGAGCAAAAAUGAUGAGCGCCUCAUGGCAGCUGUGGAACAUGGGGAGGUAGAGAAGGUGGCCUCCCUCCUCACCAAGAAAGGAGCCAGCGCGUUCAAACUGGACAGUGAGGGCAAGUCAGCUCUCCAUGUGGCUGCCACCCGUGGUCAAACUGAAUGUCUGGCAGUCAUGCUGGCCCAUGGUGCAGACACAUCUGUCAUAGACGCCUCAGGUUUUAGUGCUUUACACCUCGCUGCCAAAAACAACCAUCAGGAGUGUGCCAAAAAGCUUAUACAGAGUAAAUGUGUGUUGGAUACUCUGGACUGCUCAGGGAAGACAGCCCUUCACCACGCAGCUGCCAGUGGAAACAUUGUGAUUGUCCAAACCUUAUGUGAGCGCAAGUGUCCAGUGAACGUCAGAGACAUGGAUGGCCUCAGCCCCCUGCUGCUGUCUGCCAGACACGCCCAUGCUGAUGUUUGUAGCAGCCUCCUGGACUGGGGAGCUGACGUCAACGCGUGUGAUAAGAACGGCAGGACAGCAGUGAUGCUGGCCAGUGAGAGCAGCAGUAUGUCUGUAGUGGAGGUUCUGGUCCAGAGAGGAGCUGUUCUUCAGGCUGUGGACUCUUUGGGUCAUGACGUUCUGCACUACGCCAAGCUGUCUGGCAGCAGUGAGAUCAGGGCCGUCCUCACUGCCGAGUUGCACAGUGCACACUCAGACAGCGACACCCCAAAGUCCCCCAAAUCUCCUCAGCAUGAUCAAGUGGCUAGGUUAGGUGGCGAUCGAAGCACAACUCCCAAAAAACGAAAAGCACCUCCACCUCCCAUUAGCCCUGUGCAGAUGUCUAGUCCCAACUCUCCUGCGUACAUGACCCCAAAUGAAACUCCAGUCUCCAGUAAAAGUUGUGGAUUUAAAAUAUUUAAUUAUAAGGAAGGGGAGUUGCAUGGCAUGUCUCAGAGGGAGGAGGUGGAGAAGCUACAUGAGGAGAAGUGCAUGCUGCUGGAGACCAUUGAGAAUCUGAAGCAGAUUGUGGACCAGACUGUGACUAUAAGCCAGACUGAGACGGAGCCGGGGCAGGAGCCCAAGGCAGAGGACUGUGGGAAGGCAGACUCAGCUCUGGUAGUGGCCCUACAUGCCAAGAUUACAGCUCUGUCUCUGGAGAACCAGCAGUUAGCCCAAAUACUCAAGAAGCGUCCGUCACCCCAGGGAGGUGAGGUUAGCCACGAGGACUCGUCCCGCCCCAACAGUAUGAACUCUAAUGCCUCCUACCACAUCACCCACAAGUCCCCCAGCGGGUCCCUGCUCCAGCCCCAGGGGACGGAGGAGGACAUGUCUGAGGGGCCUGCCCUGGAGCUCAGUAGCUCCUCUGUGAGACAAGAGGAGGAAGAGAGUGGGGAGCAAGGGAAGGAGGGAGGUGAGGAGGAGAUCCGACUGCUGAGGGAGACCCUAGGGAGAGUCCACUCCAAACUGCAGGAGACGCAGAAGGAGAACCUCACGCUCCAUGCCAUGCUCAAACCUGAGCAGGGGGAGGUGACAGGGAGGGAGGGGGAGGUGCUGCUGGAGAGUCUAGCAGAGCUCCAGGCCAAGCUGACGGAGACACAGGAGAAACACCAGCAGGCCAGAGAGGAGGUGCUGGCCCUCAUGGCACAUAUUGAAAGAGGAGAUGGUGGAGGAAGUGAAACGACAGAGCAAGAGCUCCAGAGACUGAGAAGCUCUCUGGAGCAGGAAGUGAAAGAGCUGAGGUCCCAGCUGGCCCAGUCAGAGCAGCAGAGGGAGAGUGAUGUAGGCCGGAUCAGAGAGCAGGAGGCCAGGCUGAAGGCAGCAGACGACAGCGGUGAUCGGGAGAAGAGCCUGCUGGUGGUCCAGUACAAGGAGGCGCAGGAGGAGAUCAGGAUGCUGCAGGAGGCUCUGAGGGGGACGGUCCCCGUGGAGGCUGCAGCUACAGACUUUGAGGAGAUGAAAGGCGAGCUGGGGAGCGUGAUCGAUGGGCUGCAGCGCCGCCUGCUGGAACUAUCCAAGUCCUACAGUGAGGCCAAGAGUGAACUGAGCUCCACCAGGAACCAUCUGGAGGAGAUCCGGGCUGUCAAGUCUAAGCCUGGCAGCACUAUAGCCUCCCCAGACAAGGAGCAGGCCAUGCUGAGAAGCAGAGUAGAGGAGCUGCAGGCAUCGCUAGCCGACACACAGAGCAAGUACUCAGCCUCUCUGGAGGAGAUUGCCCUCCUGAAGCAGGAGGCUGAGGCUCAGGAGUCAGUAGCGUUAUCUGACCACACCCAGAUGGUGUCCUCUCUAGGCAGCGCCAUCAAGGACUUGGAGGCCCAGGCAGAUGCUCUAAGACAACAGCUGUCCCAGAGGACCUUGCAGGUGGACACCCUACAGAACAGACUGACCAUGGAGAAGGACCACACACCGGAUGACUCUAUAUCACGGCUGGAGCACGAGCAGAUGAGAGAGGGCCUGGAGAAGGAGGAGGGCAACCUGACGCAGCUCCUCCAGGGGGCCCUGAGGAAGCAGGAUGAGAUGGCUCUGGAGGCGGCUGCAGCGUGGCAAGAACUGAGGGAGGGGAGGAGUGAGAGGGAGGCCCUGCAGGAGCUGGCCAUCAGCAGGGAGAAGGAGAACCACACUCUGAGCACCAAGCUCAGAGAAGCCCAGGAUGCAAUCGUUCAGCUGAAGAAACUGGUGGAGAAACAUGUCAGCUCAGAGAGAGAGAAGAAUAAGAAGAUUGAUGACCUGUCGAGAGAGGUGGGGAAGUUAAAGGAUGCCUUAAACAGCCUAUCCCAGCUGUCUUACAGUGCAGGCUCAGCCAAGAGACAGCAGACCCUGCAGCAGCAGCAGCAGCUGGACAACCUACAGCAGCAAGUCAAGCAGCUGCAGUACCAGCUAGGGGAGUCAAAGAGGCAGCACCAUGAGAUAGUGUCCGUCUACAGGAUGCAUCUCCUAUACGCCGUCCAGGGUCAGAUGGAUGAGGAUGUUCAGAAAGCCUUGAAGCAGAUUCUGAUGAUGUGCAAGAUGCCAACAGAAGCCAAAUUAAGUGUCUGAAAUGGAACAGCCUAUCUGUUUACUGACCAUGCUGGAGAGGAGACGCAUGGAAACUAUAUCCUUGGUCUCCUAACCUAUCUGAUCUAUCACACUACAGUGCACGUGUGCCCAUCAAAAGCAAAGAUAAUUAUAAAAAUAAAAAUAAAAGACAUUCUUCAUCUGUCUACAAAUGAUGUCAGCGGGGAGCUAUGAAGACAAAGGUAGGAUGGCAGUCAAUAUAUUCGACUGCCAUCCUACCUUUGAACUAGCAGUGCUCGUUUUGUAAUGUUUUUUAGUUUUCUAGUCUGGCUAACACCUAACUCGAAGUCCUCGACUUCACAGUGUGAAAAGGCUAUUUUGAUGUUGUCGGCACGACCACUCACAGCCCCUGAGCGCUGUCCCUUCCAAUAUAACUGUUGGAUUUUCAAAUCCAAACAACGUGAGGUCUCAACCCCCCAGGAAAGAAGCCAUUUUUGAGGGAACCAAUCAAAGCUCAACCCAUUUCAGCGCAAAUACUGCAUUUACGAACAGACUCCUCUCCAGACCAUUGUGUCACAGCUCUCUUUCAGCUGUGUACCAUGUGAGUCGCGUCAGCCAGGCUAAUGGUGUUCAUGAUAUAAUCAAAAUCAUUUUUUAGAUCUCUGCAUGCAACUUCCAAAAUCAUUUUUUAGAUCUCUGCAUGCAACUUCCAAAAUCAUUUUUUAGAUCUCUGCAUGCAACUUCCAAAAUCAACCAAAGAAGAACACUGCUAAACGCUUUAGCGACACUUCAAAUGAUAAAAGUAAUAUUUUCAAAUAUAUGCAAGAUUUUUCAAGAUACAUUUAUAAAUUAAAACAAAGUUUGGCGGUUGUAUUUUUUAACAACCCUAUUUGGUGGUUUUUGUAUGAAUUGAAUAUUGUGUGUGAUAACCUAGGCCCUUUUUAGUGUCUGCAAUCUGUGAAUGCCAAUUUUACCCAAUUGUGGGUUUUUGUCCUCAUUUACACCAUAUUCCCUUGGGGGUCUUUUUAACUCAAUAUGACUUUAUGAACCGAAUUGACUUUUAAAAUAAUGAAACCCACCGUUCGUUGCUUCAACAAUUAUACUCAUUGAGCAAUAAUCCAGUACUUGAAGGGUGAUGUGGUAUCAGAGCUCUGGGUAGUCUCUCUGAGGACAGAACAUACCCAUGUGACUAAUGCACUUUCCUCAUGCUUUCCUCAAACUCUAUAGUCUGCAAGAAUAUAUGGCCUCUGCAGAUUACCUGUUACACCUUUGUUUUGUGCCAGCUCUUUUUGUGUUGAAGCCUGACAGAUUUGUCUUGAUUCUUGAAGGGUUUAAAAGUUAUAUUGCAGUGUUCUUCUUCCGUGCUUUUGUAAUAUCAUUAUAGUGUAAGCUGUAUCAGGUAUUGUUUCUUGAUUUUUUUUGGGGGGGGGGUGAAACAUCCAACCAUUUCAAUGUUGGUAUGGCAGCAUGUGAGGCUCUGGGAUGUUGAGCAAGUUGCUCAGCCUCAUUCAAUCCACUUCAUCCACCUACUUACUAUACCUGAGCAGUACAGUAUGUAUUGUAUUGCAUUGUGAAAUUCAUUACGCAUAAGUAAGAACUCUAAUCUCUCAAUGACAGAUGCUCGUAACAUACAGUAAAUGGUAGUAGCAUCUGUCCACAGACUGUGGGAUCUGACAACUAACGAGAAACUUUGUACCGGUAUGCAGAUUUCAUGUCACUGAUCAUUUGGACAAAUCACGAUUUCGCAGGUGCCCACAUCUUUAAAAUUUCAGAAGGGGAGGGGAUAUUUGACACCUAGACUUGCCCGAAACUGGCUGAGAGUUUAUGUAUAGAGGGGCGAAGACUUCGCUAGCCUCGUUAGUACCUUUUCUAACACAUCUCCCCCCAAAAUUUAAACAAGCAUCUGAUACAAUCACUUAAGAUUUUAGUACAGUGUGUCCUAGAUAAGUAUGGCUCCAAUGUGUCUGUGGUGCUGUUUGUUGUACUGUAUUACGUUUAAAUCAAGUGCUGUAUGAUCUCUUUGUAGCCUGAUAAGUGUAACAACUGCACUAUUUCAGCCCUUCACUUCCACUGUUGUCCUCUACAAAUCAUGUCUUUUCAAAUGCCUAGGAAAUCUGAACUCUUUUCAGUACAAGCAACUUUACGGUUGUACAACUGCAAUGUUACAAGGAACAAUGCAGCAGAUGCAUCCAAUGAUAAAUAACUGAGCAUGUUAGUGGGUGGAACACACAGGAUUGUCACAAUUACAUGGAAUGUGACAUAUCUUACACAUAGUGUACUUCCAUAGAAUGAUCACUGUGAUUGAUGUACAAUUACAUCAGAGCUGUGAUAUGCAGGAUAGCUCCAGAUAUGGAUGACAUACUGUACAUAACCCAAACCCACCAAAGUGCUGUACUUGAUGUUCUUAUCAUACAUUUCUACACUUAAGGCUCCUCUGAUGCUGCACUGUAAACAUGUUUGUUUUUUUACCUGGCAAUAAGUUACUGUAAAAAGAAAAGUACAAUAUGUUACCAUAAAUUCCAAAUAAACUUUUGUUUAACAGUACAUACUGUACUUUUUUUUUUACAGUAACAUACAGGUAACUAGCUGCCAGUAAGUUACUGUAAAAACAACAGGAUUAUUUUUUAUUUUUUUUACAGUUUUUGUUUACUCAUGCAGCCCAAUUCUGUUCUUUUCUCCAAUGGAGAAAAAAAGAAAGACCAAUUAGUGGCAAAAUAUCAGUAUUGAGCUGCCUGUGUAAACGCAGCCUAAAUGAUUUAGGAUUAUGCACUACAUACUACUCAUUGGAAUACAUUUCGAAAUGAUUACCUUUACAAUAUCUAUGAGUACUUGAUCUUUCAGACUAAGUACACGGUACAGACAGGAGUGAAGUUGCCCCUUUAUCGCAGGUCACUAAGGCUGUGUUUAGACAGGCAGCCCAAUUCUGAUAUUUUUUCCACUAAUUGGUCUUUGGACCAAUGACAUCAGAUCUUUUCACAUCAAAUUAUUUUCAGAGCUGAUCUGAUUGGUCUGUAGACCAAUUAGUGAAAACAAUAUCAGAAUUGGGAUGCCUAUGUAAACGUAGCCUAAGAGUUUCUCAAAUAACUCUUGUUAAUAAGGUAAAAAGAAGACUCCUCCCUCAAUGACAGAGAAGUUAAUAAGCGUUGCCUGAAUGUUUUAAAUUUAGAAAGGGAUAAGGAAGGAUACAUGUCCUUUGUGCUUCCUGUUUUCCAACUUGUUUUUGUAAUUCCAGCAGAUUUUUGUGUUUGUUUGCCAAUUUGCUUUUCACCCACUUCAAUAAAUUGUGAAUGCCU